AAGGUCCACAGUGAGGCCUUCCAGGGACCUGAGGUGACAGCUCUCACACUGCCAGUAGGGGUGAGGCCCUGCAUAUGGGGGGAGGGAGUAGGGAGGUGGAACAAGGUCGAGAGGUGGGUCUUGGGGAUCUAAGACAGGUCUCGGAACUAGAUAUAAGGAGAGCUCUGGGGUCAGGAAGAGGCUGUUCCAGAAGGUUCUUCUCCAGAGUGAGGGGAGGGGCAGAGGAAGCCUGAGCCUGCAGAGGCUUCAGACAGACUCAGAGUAAACAGUGGGUACAAUCCUCAGGAUGUCCCAAAGGAAAUAGAAGUCAGAACCAGAGCCUUUAACCCAGAGCUCUAGUGAUGGGGCCCCCAGUACAUCAUCUGUUGGCUGGCCUGUGCGUGGGGGUGGCCUUGGGCUGGGUAGGAGGCUCAGUCCCCAACCUGGGCCCAGCUGAACAGGAACAGAACCACUACCUGGCCCAGCUGUUUGGCCUAUAUGGAGAGAAUGGGACAUUGACUGCAGGGGGCCUGGCUCGGCUUCUCCACAGCCUAGGACUGGGCAGAGUUCAGGGGCUCCGCCUUGGACACCAUGAGCCUCCAGCUGGGCGGGCUGCACCCACAAGUGGCGACAAUUUCACACACAGGCUGCAGGAACUGGAGCUGAGUGUGGAUGUCUGGGCAAGAAUGCCUCUGGGCCCUUCAGGUUGGGGUGACAAGGAAGAGUCAAAGGCCCCUGACCUGCACGGGUCAGGACCCUCGGGCCUAGACCUCUUCCACAGGCUUCUGCUGCUGGACCAUUCGUUGGCUGACCAUCUGAAUGAGGAUUGUCUGAAUGGUUCCCAGCUACUGGUCAAUUUUGGACUGAGCCCUGUUACUCCUCUGACCCCUCGCCAGUUUGCUCUGCUGUGCCCAGCCCUGCUUUAUCAGAUCGACAGCCGUGUUUGCAUCAAAACCCCAGCUCCAGCACCUCCAGGGGAUUUACUGUCUGCCCUGCUUCACAGUGGCCUGGCAGUCCUGUUCCUCAGUCUCCCUGCUCCCCUCUCCCUGCUGCUGCUGCGGCUCCUGGGACCUCGUCUGUUGAGGCCUGUGCUAGGCUUUCUGGGAGCCCUGGCCGUGGGCACUCUCUGUGGGGAUGCCCUGCUCCACCUGCUGCCACAUGCACAAGGAGGGCGGCACACAGGACCUAGUGAGCAAGCAGAGGAGGAUCUGGGUCCAGGGCUGUCAGUGCUUGGUGGCCUCUUCCUGCUCUUCAUGCUAGAGAAUGCACUAGGACUUGUGAGGCACAGAGGACUCAGGCCAAGAUGCUGUGGUAACAGAAGGGAUCUUGGAGAACCAAAUUCUGAUCCAGAGGAUGGCAGUGGGAUGGUGCUUCGACCCCUACAGGCAGCCUCAGAGCCAGAGGUUCAGGGCCAGAGGGAGAACAGCCAAUCCCCACCAUCUCCAGCCCCUCCUGGGCAUCAAGGCCACAGUCAUGAGCACCGGGGUGGCGGCAUCGCAUGGAUGGUCCUCCUGGGAGACUGCCUGCACAACCUUACUGAUGGGCUUGCAUUAGGUGCUGCCUUCUCUGACGGCUUCUCCAGCGGCCUCAGCACUACCCUAGCAGUCUUCUGCCACGAGCUGCCCCACGAACUGGGUGACUUUGCAAUGCUGCUUCAGGAAGGGUUGUCCUUUCGGAAGCUGCUGCUGCUGAGCCUCCUUUCUGGAGCCCUGGGACUGGGGGGUGCAGCCCUGGGGGUGGGGCUCAGCUUGGGCCCCACCCCCCUCACUCCCUGGGUGUUUGGGAUCACGGCUGGGGUCUUCCUCUAUGUGGCCCUUGUGGAUAUGCUGCCAACCCUGCUUCGACCUCCUGAGCCGCUGCCUGUGCUCCAUGUGCUUCUGCAGGGGCUGGGGCUGCUGCUGGGGGGUAGCCUCAUGUUUACUAUAGCCCUGCUGGAGGAACAGCUACUGCCCAUGGUUCCUGAUGGCUGAUGUGGGCCAGUGGCCAAGGAUCCAGGUUGCCCUUCCUUCCCCCCACCACAGGAAUGGAGGCGGGACACAGGGCCAGUAGGAGCAACAGGAUUUUAAUAAACAGAACCCGUCCCAAA
Molecule: messenger RNA, 2065 nt
Organism: Arvicanthis niloticus (Nile rat)
Lineage: Eukaryota; Metazoa; Chordata; Mammalia; Rodentia; Muridae
Source: RefSeq, a predicted model, not a curated record